Messenger RNA from Gloeophyllum trabeum ATCC 11539, 576 nucleotides. RefSeq lists its product as uncharacterized. The record is from RefSeq and is a predicted model, not a curated record. Gene Ontology annotation, molecular function: zinc ion binding; DNA-binding transcription factor activity, RNA polymerase II-specific. The transcript is spliced from 4 exons. Gene Ontology annotation, biological process: regulation of DNA-templated transcription. The coding region runs from base 1 to 576 and encodes 191 amino acids. Lineage: Eukaryota; Fungi; Basidiomycota; Agaricomycetes; Gloeophyllales; Gloeophyllaceae.
AUGUCUGUCCACUCGACUCAGCCCUUUACUGCUGCCCACUUGACGAAUGCCUUCAAGGGGUUGGCCACUUGUCACGCCAAUGGCGAGUCCGUGGAGGGCCUUGUUAUCAAGGUGGAGACAUAUAUGCUGCAUUUCAUUGAGCAGAGCAGCGACAUGGUCUCCGCCCAUAUGACUACCGUCACGACGACUCCCGUGGCCACCUCAGGUCCAGCAAUAACUCUGGCUCUGGGUCGGACUUGCAGGGCCUCCAAGCGAGCGCACAAGGAGGCUGUAUCGGCUGAGAAGGCUGUGGAGGAUGACACCCAGCCCAAGCCUUGUGGGUGCAGCUGCCCCAAGGGUAUGACCAAGGUGCAGUAUGUGGAGGCGCAAACAGCAUGCCGGGGUUGUAUGGAGCGAAAGAUCCAGUGCCAUGUGCCGAUUUCAGGACAGGUAGAGGUGUGCCAGGAGUGCGCGCAGAAGAAAACUUGGUGCAGCUUUGCCGAUGGGAGGGGGUUGCAGGCUGAGAGUAGUGAGGAGGUGGAAGAGGUGAAUGAGGUGGUGGUUGGGCGACAGCAGUUGAGCCCUAAAAAGCCCUGA